AUGGCUGACUCUCCUCCACCCACUCCUUCUGACGUUCCAUUGCCUCCUUCACUGGACACUUCUGACUGGGACCGGUCGACAACUCGGGAAAACACGCCUGCCUCGGACGUGCCACCUGAUCCACCUACCACGCCGAAAAUGGGCAAAAUAAAUUAUAAAAUCGCCAAUACUACUCCUUACCAUGCACAGACAAGCGUUUCCGGUGUGUCUAAAUAUGAGUCGGGGAAGAGGAAGGGAGAAUUCUAUACCUCCCUCUACGGUGCUGAGGCUGGCCAGCAUCAGCAGGGCGCCUUCAGCAUGGAUAGCUUCUUGGAAUUAUGUUUCUCUGGCGUGAUUACGGAAGAUGUAUUCUCCACUUUCAAGGACGACCAAGUGGAAGAGCUGCAGCGGCGGCUAGCCGCUGUGAACCCGGGGCCCGUCCACAACAGGGAAAGACCGAUGUAUCCAUUGAUCAUUCCUGCCCUACAAUAUAUCUUCACGAUCUUUAAAGAUCUCGCGGAUCACGCCACCCUCCAGCCCUUGGUGGCCCACGACGUAUCACGGGCAUACCAGAAGGGCGACGAUGACCUCCACUCUAUUGCCCCCGACCUGGUUAUAGACGUGGGCGAUGAAAGGUCAGAGCCAGGGCAGUGGACACAUGCACUGGGUCUUAUUGAGGUGAAGGCGGACAAAGAGAAGGAUCCAGCUUUCAAUAACGUUAUCCCGAAGCGCAUGAACACUCAGCAAGUAGAAGCUUGGAGCCAGAUCCAGGAAUACGGUGCGGUCGCCUUUCAGGCUCGACCACGCUGCUACUUGCUUGGCAUCGGCUUCUACGACGACAUCGCCCGAUUCUACCGAUGGGAUCACUCGGCAGUUAUUUUCUCGACAUCCUUCAAUUACAAGGACGACUGCGCACCCCUCCUGCGAUUUCUCUACGGUUUUGUGUUUUUUGGAAACAACAACAACAUGGGUGUUGAUGCCACAAUCACUCGUCCCCUGCCCAACAAUCAGGGGUUGUCCUUGGCCCUUCUAGAACGGAUAUAUCGCAAGGCUCGAGAGGAGAAAGUCAUCGCUCGUGCGCACAAGGUUGACCAAAAUGCUCUAUUAUCUCAGAGCCUGACUAUGGUAGUUCCCCCAAGCCUAGACCAUGCGAAGCAGGAGAAUUAUGUUACUUUGAGUAGCCCGCUCUUCUCCUCACGAUCUCUCUUCGGCCGCGGCACGAAGACCUGGUUGGCUGUGCCAGCGACAUUGAUAGACUCGGCCUGCCCAUCCGGCGAAGAGCUUGAGCACGCAGUAGUAAUCAAGGACUACUGGCGAGAGGUUGAUCGGCUCACCGAGAAGGAGAUUUACGACCGGAUCCACGCGGGAGGCCAUGUUGUCGGUGUAGCCCGCUGCCGAACGGGGUUUGACGUGGACUCAGUGGAUGAUACCACCACACAGCAGAUACACAACACUUGCGUGUCGAGAGUCAAUGCAUUGCUUCCCGAGGCCAAAUUUUGCGAGCAUAAACAUUAUCGAUGCAUUCUGGAGUCGGUCGGUAUCCCACUGACUCGAUUUCGUUCAACUCGUCAACUCCUCGAGGCCGUGAGGGACGUCGUGAAAGCUCUCCGUGACUUGGCGAAGAAGGGUAUCCUACAUCGCGAUAUAAGUGUCCACAAUAUCAUGAUUAGCGCUCUGCCGGAAAGGGAGCACGGCGCUGUAGGAUUUCUUAUUGAUCCUGAUCUUCGCCGGAUAACGGGAACCAUUCAAUUCAUAUCUCUGAAACUCCUGACGGCCAAGAAGUCGAUUGUUCACGAAGAUUGGCAUGACCUCGAAUCCGUUUUCUGGGUUCUCCUCUUCACUGUCGUGCGGCAUGUUAGGACGAACCUGAUAAAGGAGGAUAUUCACGAUAUUUUCGACGGCACCAAGGGCAAUGGCAGGUCCGCAUGGAUUCUGGGGAUGUCAUGGGAUACUGUGGAAGUAGAAAACCAUCCUCCCCUUACCCGUUGCGUCCACGAGCUUGCUAGACUGGUUGCUAGCCACUAUGGUCUCAUUACGGCAAACCUUCUUACCCAUGACGCCGUUUUGAAAGCUUUAGAUGACGCACUCGUCGCUCAAGACUGGCCGAAGAAGGACCCCAAGGCACUGGAGUUCCAGCGGACGUUUGACGAGACCACGCAGAUGAAUCGGUUCACGGGAGUCCAGGUUGCAUCCACGAUGCGCUCCUCGCAGGCCAGCGGCCUGUCAGGGCCGAGCAUACAUCAGAUGUCUCAGCAGAGUGGUUCCCGUAAACGCAAGGCUGACACUGAAAAGGAGUAA
Molecule: messenger RNA, 2277 nt
Organism: Gloeophyllum trabeum ATCC 11539
Lineage: Eukaryota; Fungi; Basidiomycota; Agaricomycetes; Gloeophyllales; Gloeophyllaceae
Exons: 5
Coding region: 1-2277 (758 amino acids)
Biological process (GO): protein phosphorylation
Molecular function (GO): protein kinase activity
Source: RefSeq, a predicted model, not a curated record